AAUGGAAAUGAUCUCAUCGAAAUUGAAGCCAGAAAUUACAUGUCCAUUAUGUAAUCAAAUCUUUCAAACUCCUCUUUUACUUCCAUGUGGACAUUCUAUUUGUUCUGGAUGUAUAAGUAAACUUUGUAGAACUUUGACCAAAUCAUCAAUUGUCACUAAUAAUCAAACUCAUUAUCUAGCUACUCAAACAAUUUCAUCUAUUGGAAUUGAAGAUGCUAUUAGUGAAGCAGAUUCUGGUGUAGUUGUUUGUAGUUUGGAAUCUAAUAAUGAUUGUCAAUUAACAUCAUAUUCACCUCAAAAUGUUAAUCGUACUCAUUCUAUACAACAAUUAUGUCGUAUAUGCAGUACUAAUCGUAGUCAUAAUAAUUCAUUCAAAAAGACUAAUAAUUUUACAAGUUUAAAUUUAGAAAAUGGAAAUAAUGAAAUAUUAUCAAGUGAAAUAUUACCUCAUAAUAUAGCUUUGGAAAACCUAAUUACACGAAUAACUAAAGCUGAAGUGAAUCAUCGUGAUACAGAUACAACACUGAAUUCUGGAGUUAUUAAAAAAGAUAAUAACAGUCUAUCUACAAUAAGAUGUCAAUUAUGUGAAUCAUCAAAUGAGAUUUUAUCAUUAUCAUUUUGUGAACAAUGUAGUCUUUGGUAUUGUAAAACAUGCCUAAAAUUAUGGCAUCCACCUACUGAAAUGUUAAUUAAACAUCGUAUUACAUCGUUUAAUAAUCAUAAUUGUUUAUUGUAUUCAUCAAAACAGAUUAUUACAGAAGUAACUGGACCAACAUGUACACAUCACUCAGGAUAUGUUUGUAAUUUAUAUUGUAUAACAUGCUCAAUGUUUGUUUGCCUACGGUGCUUAAGUUCAAACGAAAGGAAUUAUAACAAUGAUCAUAACUAUUAUAACACAAAUAGUAAUCACAAUGAUGUAACUACGCCUAAUUUGUACACACCAAGCAGUACUUCUCCUCAUGAAUGCUUAUCCCAUAUUGGUCAUACAGUAUGCUCAACUAAUAUUUAUGCCAAAAAGAUGAAGGCUGAAGUAUCAAAACUUCUACAUCGACUUUCUGAAGAAGCUAAACGUGGUGCCGAACUUGUCCAAUCACUAAAACACACAGAAGAUCAACUAAGAAGAAAUAUUUCGAAUAUGGAAACACUUAUCAACAAAGAAAUCGAUAUGCUUGUUGAAGCUCUACAGGAAAAGCGUACACAGCUUAUUGAAAAUUUACACUCAGAAGUACAACAAAGACGGCAGUAUAUUCGUGAACAAACCAAUCAGGCUGGAAGCAGACUUUCUUCAACAACUAGUUUAAUUUACUUUGGUGUAGAAUUAAUAAAAGAGCGUGAAUCAUCCGCUUUUAUCCAAGUGGCUCCCUCAAUUAAACAACGCCUAAUUAGUACCGAAAAUGAAUUAAUCCAUGAAACUCAAUUUUGUCGCGAAAAUUGUCUAGGAGAUUUUCAAUUACGUGUAAGCAAUACCAAUGAUCUACUUAGAAGAAUUGAAGGCAUCACUUUAAAUGAAAUCUAUCCUCCUCCUGUUCCAAAAAUUAUUCUAUCUCAAUGUUUAGUUGAAAGUAAUAGUAUCCAACUAUUAUGGGAUACAAUCAAUACAUCGACUCCAUUAAAAAAUGAUGAAAAAGAACAUUACCAUAUGCAACAGUCAUUUUCACUUUUAAACAAUGCAUCUAAUUCAAAUGAAGUUAAACGUGCUUUAGAUCAAAUUGAUAAUUCAAAUAUCCAGUUGAGUUCCAGUCAUUCUCUAUGCUGUAAAGACUUAUACCAUUCAUUAUCUAAUAGUGGAUUGACAACACCUGCAACUGUUCGUUUACAAUCAAACUAUCAUAUACCUGGAUCUGUAUCAGCAUAUGCUUUAAUGACAAAUUCAAAAGAAACAGAAGUCAGCAAAGAACAAUACUUUCAUCAGUCUAUGGAGCAUCGUGAUCAUCAUCAACAUAAUCCCUUAUCACUUUCAUCGAAUCAGUGUUCACUAACUGUUCCAUCUACCCCAGAAUUAAAUGGAUCGUAUUCAGUAAAUACCUUACAUAAAAGUAUAACAGUAAAUAGUGAUAUUCGAUUUCUAUCAACUAUGAAUAAUGGGGAAUUAAUUCAGUUUCAGUUAGAAGUAGACAAUGGACGUGGUGGUCCAUUCAAAGUUGUCUACACAGGACCUGAAUGCGUUUGUCGAGUGGAAGGUUUACAUUUAAAUACAACUUAUCGCUUUCGUAUUCGAUCUACAAAUGGAAUUGCUCAAAGUGCUUAUAGUGAUAUUGUUGCAAUAAAAACAGCUCGUCUUGCAUCAUUUGUUAUGAAUCCUUUAUCUGGACCUGCUCCACCUAUUAGUGGUUUAAAACUAUCAUCUGAUGGAUGUACAAUCAGUGCUCAAGGAGAUUUGGAAGAUCGUGUUCUCUUGGGUGAUGUUUGCUUCUCAGAAGGUAUUCAUUAUUGGGAAUGGAAUGUUGAACAGUAUGAUGGUAAAGGACAGCCUUCAUUCGGAAUAGCACUGGCUCAAGUGAGCAAAGAUAAAAUGCUUGGUCAAGAUGAAUUUGGUUGGGCAAUGUAUUUGAAUUCUAAACGUUCAUGGUUUCUUCAUCGAGGUGAGCAUAGAGAUCGUACAGAUGGUGGUAUUAAAAUAACACAACAAGAAAUAAAUGAUAAAAGUAUUACACAGAAUACAUCUUCAAUUACAACUACAAUUGGUGUACGAUUUGAUUGUGAACGAGGUCAUCUAGCUUUUUAUUUAAAUGGUGAACCUCAUGGUCCUAUAGCUUUUACAAAUUUAAAUAUAAAACAAGGUGAUAAAUCAAAUCAAGGUGGAGAUAAUACAAAAAAAUCAAAUUUAUUCUAUCCUGCAAUUAGUUUAAGUUAUUAUACACGUGUUCGAUUAGUAUCCGGUUUAGAAGUACCAAGUGAAAGUGAAGAUUCAAGUGAUUCUUCGGAAGCAGAAUAUGAUUUAUCCUUAUCAACUCCUCAAUUCCAUUUUAACUCUACAGAUCCAAAACAUUAUCCUAUUGAUCAUAAUGAUAGUAAUAAUAAUAGUAAUAAUAAUGAGUCUGAAAACAAGAACAUUGUGACUUAUCCAUUCCCUACUUAUUUAGUUCGUUCAACAACUGCACCGUGUAUUCGAAAACCUUCAAGUCCCGAUACAUUACUGAGACAACCCAAGAAAUCAAUUGUAUUACCUAAACUCAUAACAUUCAGUCGAAGUUAGCAUGAAUAGAAAAUCGAUUUCAAACAAGUUGGGUUUUUUUUCGUGAAGAUAUCCGAGAUCAAUUCUUUGUAUUUCAAAAUCAAGGAUUAUUAUCAUAUUUAGCCAUACAUUUAUUUGUUCAUAAUAAAUGAACAAUUACAAGUCUUUUUAGUUUCUAUUGCAUUUUACCUAUUAGUUCUUUAUAUUCAUUAAUAAAACUCUUGGUUAAUUUUGUACAUAAUCUUAAAUACAUACCUACUCAGGUAAGUUUCUUUCUAGAACAGAACAGUUGUGAAUUAUUUUGUAUCCUAAUCAUCAUCUGGUAAUUGACCUUUUAAUAAAAUAUCGUGAAUGUUAAUUAACAACCUGUAGACAAUUUUAUCCAGUUGUUGAAGUAAAGACCCUUCACAUUUUCUAAAGUUUUUUUUCUUUUUUUUUGAGAAUUGAAACUAUCCAAAUUGAUAUUGUCUUGAAAGUGUAAAUCCUUUAAAUUCACUCAUGUUGGAGUGAGUUUCCUUUCUCUCUGUAUUCCAUUAUGUAUUGUACGUUUGCCUGUUUUGAAUUCUUAGUAAUCAGAUUGAAUUGAAGUCAUUAUGUACAGAAAUUGUUUCAUGUCAUUAUUCAACUAUUUG
Schistosoma curassoni is the source of this 3807-nucleotide messenger RNA. NCBI's taxonomy places the organism in Eukaryota, Metazoa, Platyhelminthes, Trematoda, Strigeidida, Schistosomatidae. The record is from the annotation of a GenBank genome assembly.